AUGGUUGCACUCACUGAUCAGUGCAUAUUAGCGCGAAAGCUUGUUCGAAUACCUAAGAAAGAAAUUCACAGCAACUCAUCACCCAAGCUCAUAGAGACUCCAGGCCGGGGGCUGCUCUUGGUAUUUGACUUGCUGAUUCUGCCCUCUGCCUGGAGCCUACCAACACUGGAGCCUUUCACAAAUCGCACACCUCAACCCCCAGGAGACAGGUCCAAUGCGGGUCUGUCUUCAGAGGCUAUUGUAGCCAUCACAAUGGUCUUUUCCACUCUGGGAGUCCUUCUCAUAGCAGUGGAGCUGUUCCUGCUAAGGUGAAAAGUUCUAGAAAGUGCAAAGAGAGGGCACCUAGGGCCCAGCAGCGAGGAGCAGUUUUCCUACAAAGCUACUGAAGCCCAGGUCCCCCAGGGCUCCCCUGAGCCAGUGUGGGGCUGCCUGCCCUAUAGCUCCUCCCCUCCUUUCCUGUCAUCAAUCUUCCCUUCUUUACUAUGUGAUUUUGUGGGAAGGAACAAAAAUGCAGAGGAGCCUCAGUGA
Molecule: messenger RNA, 528 nt
Organism: Rattus norvegicus (Norway rat)
Lineage: Eukaryota; Metazoa; Chordata; Mammalia; Rodentia; Muridae
Source: RefSeq, a predicted model, not a curated record